Messenger RNA from Ascochyta rabiei, 2115 nucleotides. RefSeq names its product Acetoacetate--CoA ligase. NCBI's taxonomy places the organism in Eukaryota, Fungi, Ascomycota, Dothideomycetes, Pleosporales, Didymellaceae. Gene Ontology annotation, cellular component: cytosol. The record is from RefSeq and is a predicted model, not a curated record. Gene Ontology annotation, biological process: lipid metabolic process. The transcript has 5 exons. Gene Ontology annotation, molecular function: acetoacetate-CoA ligase activity. Bases 1 to 2115 code for a protein of 704 amino acids.
AUGGCAUCUGAAUAUAGUAUUCCGCGGAAGUUAUGGCAGCAUUCAAAUCCAAAGUCGACUGCGAUGUGGAAGUUCAUGCAGUCUGCCAACGAAAAGAGAGGUUUAAACAUGCAGACGUUUCGCGAACUGUACGAUUGGAGCGUUGGUGAUAAACGCACCGAGUUCUGGGCAGAUAUGUGGACUGCGAGUGGAUUGAUCUACGAAGGUAGUUACAGCAAGGUAGUUGAUACCUCAGUACCUAUGGAUAGCAUACCGCAAUGGUUCGAAGGUACACGACUGAACUUCGCCGAGAACAUCUUGUACUCUGUUUCACCCACAGACCCUUCGAGACGAACCACUGAGAACAAAGGAGAUACCAAAGUUGCUCUGACAGAAGUGCGCGAAGGUAACACAGAGGUACGUCACCUCUCAUGGGGCGAGUUGAGACGAAAGGUAGCCGUGCUGGCGAACACUCUUCGUGUGAAAGGCGUAAGGAAGGGCGAUAGGGUUGCGGUUGUUGCAAGCACCAGCUUCGAUACAUUUAUCACCUUCAUGGCAGUUGUAAGUCUAGGAGGUCUCUUCAGCUCCAGCAGUACCGAUAUGGGGACCAAAGGCAUACUGGAGCGAUUGCUGCAGAUCAAACCGGUUUACGUCUUCAUCGAUGACUGGACUGUCUACAAUGGCAAGACCUUGGAUCUGCGCCCGAAAAUUAAAGAAAUCGUAGAGGGCAUGAGCAAUGUCUCCGAGUUCAAGGGAGUCGUAACGCAGCCUCGAUUUCCUGGUGCGCCAGCAAGUCUAGAGGGUAUUCCACGCAGCAUUACUCUGGACAACUUCGUAGAGGCGGCCAAAGGCGAUGAGGAGUUGACUUUCGAAAGAGUCGCUUUCAGAGACCCUUUCUUGAUCGUGUACUCCAGCGGCACUACUGGUGUUCCUAAAUGCAUUGUUCACUCUACUGGUGGCGUGUUAAUCAGUGUGACUAAAGAGGGUAGACUGCAUCGCGAGAUGAGUCCUGACAGCGUAGUGUUACAGUACACAACCACCGGCUGGAUCAUGUACCUUGUAUCUGUGCAAUGUUGUCUCUUCGGCAGUCGAUCUGUACUGUAUGAUGGAUCGCCCUUCAUUCCAUCAGCACAGAGUUUCCUGUCCAUACUAGAGGAACAACGCGUCACUGAUUUUGGAACAUCGCCUCGCUUUCUACAAGAGUUGCAAAAACGCGACAUCGUUCCAAAGAAUUUGUUCGACCUCUCAGCCCUUCAGUCUGUCUGCACCACUGGUAUGGUGCUCUCAGACUCACAAUUCGAAUGGUUCUACGACGUUGGCUUCCCUUCGACAGUCCACCUUCGCAACAUUUCCGGCGGAACGGAUCUUGCAGGCUGUUUCGGUAUUGAAAACCCACUUGAGCCUGUUUAUACUGGAGGUUGCCAGGGGCCAUGUCUGGGCACAAAACUGGAAGUUUUCGAUAGUACUAUCGAAGAUGGCCCUGGCAAAGCUGUUCCUUAUGGUGAGCCGGGUGAGCUCGUUGCGACAGCAUUCUUCCCGAAUCAGCCUGUAUUCUUCUGGGGCGAUGAGAGCGGAGAUCGGUAUCAAAACGCUUACUACACACGCUUUCCGCAUGUUUGGACCCACGGCGACUUCAUCCAGAUCCAUCCAAUAACCGGACAAGUGUUGUUCCUGGGUCGUGCAGACGGUGUACUGAACCCCAGUGGCGUGCGCUUUGGCUCUGCCGAGAUCUACUCCGUGAUCGAAACGUAUUUUCCUGAAAUAGCCGACAGCAUUUGUGUUGGACAACGCCGACCGCAGGACAAUGACGAAAGCGUGAUGCUGUUCUUGAAUAUGAACGACGGGUACGAGUACAAAGAAGAUCUGGUGAAGCGUAUCAAGGAUAAGAUUGCGAAUGAGAGAAGUCGGAGACAUGUUCCCAAAUACGUGUUUCAGACAUGGGACAUUCCGACAACCGUCAAUCUAAAGAAGGUAGAGUUACCAGUCAAGCAGAUAGUGUCUGGUAAGAUCAUCAAGCCUAGUGGAACACUGGCGAACCCGGAGAGUCUGAAGUAUUAUGAGCAAUUCGCGAAGGUAGAAGAGGUCUUACAGGGAGAAAGAAAGGAAGGCGCAUCGCGGCUGAAGAGCAAGCUAUAG